Pieris brassicae (large cabbage white) is the source of this 1571-nucleotide messenger RNA. RefSeq lists its product as uncharacterized. Gene Ontology annotation, biological process: regulation of neurogenesis; anterior/posterior pattern specification; regulation of transcription by RNA polymerase II. The transcript has 3 exons. The record is from RefSeq and is a predicted model, not a curated record. Bases 69 to 1208 code for a protein of 379 amino acids. Lineage: Eukaryota; Metazoa; Arthropoda; Insecta; Lepidoptera; Pieridae. Gene Ontology annotation, cellular component: nucleus. Gene Ontology annotation, molecular function: DNA-binding transcription factor activity, RNA polymerase II-specific; protein dimerization activity; RNA polymerase II cis-regulatory region sequence-specific DNA binding.
CUCGGGAACGCGCGUGUCGAAAAUUGCUUGCUUUCAAUUCAAUUCUGUGAUCGCGUCAAGAUUGCAUUAUGGCGUCUGACCCGGCACCGUUAUCAAAAACUGCAAAAUAUAAGAAAAUAACGAAGCCACUUUUGGAACGAAAACGUCGCGCGCGCAUCAAUCGCUGCUUGGAUGAACUUAAGGAUCUCAUGGUUGGAGCUUUGGAGAUAGACGACGACAACCUAAGCAAGUUGGAAAAGGCAGAUAUCCUUGAAUUAACCGUUAAUCAUCUUACAAAGUUGCACAGACCGAAAGACCCAAUUCUAGAAGCGAAAAAAUUCCAAGCCGGCUUCGGACAGUGCGCCGCGGAAGCAUGCAGAUUUAUUAUGUCCGUGCCUGAUUUGGACUCUAAAGUCAGUCAGAAUUUAAUCAGUCACCUAUCAACGUUAAUAACCGCUCAACCUUUGACCAUACAAGUACCUGAGAGGCCCUCGUUCUCUCCACCAACGUCGCCUUCAUCUGUUUUAUCAGACCGACAACAUUAUUACAGUGACCACGAUAGAUCUUCAUCAGACGCCGAAGACUCAGUAUAUGCCGUGGAAGGACCCGCUAAGCAGUGGGCCUAUCCUAAACACAACAAGCCGGUUAGUCCACCAGGUCUUUUAACGACAGUAGAUAAACUUGUUCCACAGCAAAACGACCCUACAAUACACCGAAAUGGAAGUUACUUUAAUCGAGUUCCGGCCGAGGCCAAAGAUGUAAUCUUGCAAAAAAUAAGACAACACAUUAUGGACAAGCGUGGUAAUGAAAACAUAAAUAGCGAGGUGAACGAAUUACCUGUUGAGCAUAAAUACUUGCCUCGCGACGAAAUGUACCGCAACGACUACACAUAUUACUCACCGAAUUACUCAAGCGAUACCUUAGACUUGAGGAAAGUUCGAUCGCCUCUGAAGUCAUCGCCGGAAUAUUCUCAGGAUACACGAUCCGCUAAAGAACCUGACUCCAAUGUGGAAAGUAAGCCAGCGGUUCCGGAACACUGCGAAUCACCAAUGGAUUACAGUAACUUACCGCCUAAAAAGAAGAGGAAAUUAAUCGAGUACCAGGAGUACAAAAAACAAGAAGAGGCAAGGCGGCAGCAAGCUUUUUAUGCGAAUAAAAAAGAUAGCUCAUGUGAAGGACCACCGCGCUCGGAUCAAGAAUUAGAUGCGAACAAGUGGCGCCCGUGGUAAUUGUUCAAGUUUUUUGCCAUUGUGAUAAAUAACUCUUCCAUUUCAAAGCUUUAAUUCGUUUUAGUGUAGUAGUAGUUAGCGUAAGUCACUUUGUGCCUUGUUUACGAGUCUAUUAUGAUAGCAGUGCCAUGUUUAUUUUGAUCUCGUCUUCCUUUAAAUGUUUUCUGUAAUCGGAGUCUUCCCACGUUUUACAAUUAGCCCCAGUUUACUGACUUUUAAUGGGUGGUUUUCUCUUAACCAUUAGAAGGAAAACUCAAUGUUAAAAGUCAGUCAACAUUGGCAUUAGUUUAAGAUAUUGUAACAUUAGUUAUAAAAUGCAUUUUUAUUUGUGUGAUUUAUAGUUAUCAUAAAUGUUAUGUUAUA